AGCUCCCCCCAUUCUACCCUGGCUCCUGCAACAGUCCCCUGAGGGGUUUGGGCAUUUCUGAGGCAGUGGUACCCUUCCCCGCACCCCAGGCACGGGGGUAGCAGCGAGGAGGACAGACCCAGCUCCUGCCCUUCGGCAGCUCCCUCGGUGAACUGGCACGAUGGGCAUGCUGGUCUAAUGUUGGGGGCACAGGCAUGUCUUCCCGACACUUACUGGUGGCCCAUGUGUUUAGAACUGAAUGGCAAGGUCCUGAUUUCUGGUUUGAUCCCAGCAACAGGUACCCAGUCACCCUUUCCUGUCCCCGCCCCCCCCCCCAGUGUUUCCUCCCACCUUGACUUCCAACCAAGAGGGCAGCUUCUGUCUGUGGCCAGAAGGCUUGGCCAUUAAAGCUCUCCUGAGGCAGAGCCAAGCUCGAGCCUACACGUCUGAAUCCCAGACCAUGUGGGGAGUGAACACAGAUCCUGACCUUCUGUUGUAGGCCAGGGUCUCCAGAGCUAAUAUUGAGGCAGAGGUUGGGAUGCAGGGUGGGUGUUGGGGGUCAGCACCUGGGAAGGGAGUGGGAAGGUGCAGGACUGGACAGGGCGAGGUCAGCCUGGGUGGGGGCCAGUGGGGAAGCAUUGGAGGCAAGUUGUUCCUCAUGCUGCCCAGGUGGGCCAAGCUGGCCAGGACUCCCUAUCACCUGGUGGGCCACCUGGUAGGCUGCCCUGGGCAGCUGUGACCUGGUAAUGUGGGUCCUGCAAGAGCCAACAAGGGUCUGUCCACUUGGCAUCCUGCCCACCACUGGGCAGUAAGGCCUCAAUGGGUGACCGUUUCUGUGGAGGCCUCCUGUGCCACUUGAAUUCACGCCUCUGCUUGGGGGAUGGCUCCUCCAAGUCCCAGGGCUCUGCUAAGGGGAAGCUGGAAAAGGGACAGGAAAGGGAGGACUAUAGGCUGGCUUUGCAGUUGGUGUGGUCCCCCCUUAGCUACCACUUGUGUGUUGGUGUGGCCUCCUCACGAGGGUCUGAGCCCUCUUUCUUGGUGGGCCCCAUGGGUUCCUCAGGUGCUUCCUAGCCCCGCUGUAGAGUGGCACCCUACCUCUUGUGGUAGGGUCCGUUACGCCCACCAGGAUGGGCUCUCUGCCAAGAUGCCCAGGAGGCAGCCAGGGUUUGUGGCCCAGAGGGUCUCCUGCUGUGACACUGCAGUGACCAACUCUGCCGAACCCAGCGCCAUGGGGUGGGUGGCCGAGCCCUGUGGGCAAUGGAAGUGAUGAGCAGGGCCCAUGCCCCUCACCAAUGCCUAGAUAGGCCAUGUCUUCCCACACAGGGAGACCACCUGGCGCUUGGCCACAGGAGGACUUCUGGCCUCUGUCCCUCUAGGCUACACCCAAGGGACUGGUGUGUGUCCACCCAAAAGCCACGCUUGAGCUCUCUCCUGUUCCCAGUGGUUUUGUAGGUUCCCCCACAUGGCCAUGGGUGACACAGCCAUUGGGUUGGGGUGUGGCGGGUGUCGUGGGGGUGGGGCAGCCUGCUCACACUCCACCUCAGCUGUGUGCUCAUCACUGAGCCGUCACCCUACCAGGGCCCAGACACGCUGGGAGUGUAGUCUUCUGCCACCUCGUGGCUGUGUGCGAUUCUCACCGGCUGCCAGCCCCGGAGUGAGCGGCCUCCUUUCUGCACAGAGGCCUCUCCUGUGGGCCCGCCAGCUCUGCCAGCAACAGGCCGGUGUGCCCGGAGCAGCUGUAGCCGCACGUCACUCAGCAUGCAGGCUGGUGUGCAGGGUGCACAGCCUGCAAAACCCAGGGCCGCCUCUAGCAAGUACUGAUAAAGGCUUGUCUCGGAUGGGGCGGGCGUCGCUCUCAGGAAUGUUCCAGAGUGUCCUUUGGCUUGCUGACCACUGGGUCAUCCUGCCCAGUCCACAGCACAGCCUGGCUGUGCCGGGUGACAGGCAGGAGGGGUGGGGCCCAGUGGCAAGGUUCUGUCGUCUGCUCCCCAGUGUGGACAUGGCCAGGGCUCUUUUCUGGUUGGUGCAGAAUGUGGACUCGCCAGGUCUGUGGCUGUCUCUGGUGCCCCAAGCCCAGAGAGCCCAUCUCACAGAAGGCCCUGCUUUUGUGCAUGUGUCCCACUCGCCCCCACAGCCCCGGGCUCUGGCAGGUAAGAGUUGGCAGGGGACUCCCGUGACCCUUGCUGUCAGCAAGCCCACGGCCGACCACCCUCUGGCACCAUCCAGAACACACAGCUCCCAGCUCAGCUGGCUUGGUCCUUGGCCCUGCCAUCCGGCACAGGGCACAGAGCUGCUGCACAGGUGGCACUGGCCUAGCCCUUGGAGGCCUUUCUUGGUUUGCUUUCGGUGCCAGUAUGAGGCCCCACUGGUGCGCUCCACCUCCGGGUCUGCUUGGGGACCGGCUUGGUCUGGGCUCCUCCAGCCUCCAGCCUCCAAGCCCCAUUUCUCCUUUCGGGCCACCAUCAGGCCUGUGGUUAUGGGUGGCUUUUAGGAGCCGGCCCUGAAGUAGGAUAUGGGACACAGCCCCUAGGAAGUGGUCAGCAAGUCCUUCCUUGAAGGGGCCUGUGGGGCGCACCUCCACUCCACCCUACCUCCCCACCCACAGAAGGCACCCCAUAUAAGGGUCUUGCAGUUGGGGGUUGGCUGAAUGCCCAUGGCUCACCCCCUGCCCCUUUGCCCUU
This is a messenger RNA of Myotis brandtii (Brandt's bat), 2660 nucleotides long. RefSeq lists its product as uncharacterized. The record is from RefSeq and is a predicted model, not a curated record. The coding region runs from base 1442 to 2470 and encodes 342 amino acids. NCBI's taxonomy places the organism in Eukaryota, Metazoa, Chordata, Mammalia, Chiroptera, Vespertilionidae. The transcript has 2 exons.